CUCUGGGCGGGGCCGGAAGAGGAAGUCGGCGCUGCAAUAGCGGCCCCAGCAGCAGCGGCGGCCCCUGCCCAGCCAGCCCCGCCGCCCGCGCCCGUCCGUGCCGGCCCCAGAGGCAGCGCCGCGGCGGGACCCGGAGACUGUACCAGCCGAGAAGCGCCGCGCCGCCGGGCGCCCAGCAGUCCGAUGGGGCCGCAGCGGCCGCUGCCCCUGGCCGCGACCGCCCUGCUCUGGGGCUUCCUGCUCCCGCUGACAGCUGCUCAGGAAGCAAUCCUGCAUGCGUCUGGAAAUGGCAAACCUGUACCGUCUAAGGACUACUGCAUGCUCUAUAACCCUCAUUGGACAGAUCUUCCAAGUACCCUAGAAAAUGCAACUUCCAUCAGUUUGAUGAAUCUGACUACCACACCAUUGUGCAAUCUUUCUGAUAUUCCACCUGAAGGAAUAAAGAGCAAAGCAGUUGUGGUACAGUGGGGAACCUGCCAUUUUCUUGAAAAAGCCAGAAUUGCAAAAACAGGAGGUGCUGAAGCAUUAUUGGUUGCCAAUAACAGUGUCCUAUUUCCUCCCUCAGGAAACAAAUCUGAAUUUCAUGAUGUGAAAAUAGUUAUUGCAUUUAUAAACUACAAAGAUUUUAAAGAUAUGAAGCAGACUCUUGGAGAUAACAUUACUGUGAAAAUGUAUUCUCCAUCGUGGCCCAACUUUGACUAUACUAUGGUAGUUAUUUUUGUAAUUGCUGUGUUCACUGUGGCAUUAGGAGGCUAUUGGAGUGGACUAAUUGAAUUGGAGAACAUGAAGGCCGUGACAAACACUGAAGAUAGAGAAAUGAGGAGAAAGAAGGAAGAAUAUUUAACUUUUAGUCCUCUAACAGUUAUAAUAUUUGUGGUCAUCUGCUGUGUUAUGAUGGUCUUACUUUAUUUCUUCUACAAAUGGUUGGUUUAUGUUAUGAUAGCAAUUUUCUGCAUAGCAUCAGCAAUGAGUCUGUACAACUGUCUUGCUGCACUAAUUCGUAAGAUACCCUGUGGACAAUGCGCGAUUACAUUUCGUGGCAAAAGCAUUGAAGUGAGACUUAUCUUUCUCUCUGGACUAUGCAUAGCAAUAUCUGUUGUUUGGGCUGUAUUUAGAAAUGAAGAUAGGUGGGCUUGGAUUUUACAGGAUAUCUUGGGGAUUGCUUUUUGUCUGAAUUUAAUUAAAACACUGAAGUUACCCAACUUCAAGUCAUGUGUGAUACUGCUAGGCCUUCUCCUCCUCUAUGAUGUAUUUUUUGUUUUCAUAACACCAUUCAUCACAAAGAAUGGCGAGAGCAUCAUGGUUGAACUUGCAGCUGGACCUUUUGGAAAUAAUGAAAAGUUACCGGUAGUCAUCAGGGUACCAAAGCUGGCCUAUUUCUCAGUAAUGAGUGUGUGCCUCAUGCCAGUUUCAAUACUGGGUUUUGGAGACAUUAUUGUACCAGGACUGUUGGUUGCAUACUGUAGAAGAUUUGAUGUUCAGACUGGUUCUUCUUCUAUAUACUAUGUUUCCUCCACAAUUGCCUAUUCUGUUGGCAUGAUACUUACAUUUGUGGUUCUGGUGCUGAUGAAAAAGGGGCAACCUGCUCUCCUCUAUUUAGUUCCUUGCACACUUAUUACUGCCUCAGUUGUUGCUUGGAGACGUAAGGAAAUGAAAAAGUUCUGGAAAGGUAACGGCUAUCAGGUGAUGGGCCACCUGGACUAUGCAACAAAUGAAGAAAGCCCUGUGGCUGCUGGCGAACAGAAUGUCCAACAAUAAUAUUUUGUAGACCUGUCAAUUGAUUUUCUACAAAUAGAGUUUGACUUUUGAAAUUGAUUUUUGAAUUGACAGUCUGAAAGAAGCUUCAAUGAUAUGCUUGCAAAUAUAUAUUUUUAAAGAGCUGGUACUGACAAUUACAUCAAAUAGUUGAAAUACAUUUGCUUUUAACUAUGUUAAAGUUGUGCCUUCACAUUAAAUAAAAGCGUAUGGUCUGUGUAAUUUUCAAGAUCUAUUAUACACAGUAUAUUUUUCUAAAAAACUGUCUUGACCCACCCCUCUACUAAAAUCUGUUUCUUUCAACUCUUAAUGAUAGAUUAAAGUAUUUCUGUCAACGUGA
Messenger RNA from Prionailurus viverrinus (fishing cat), 2095 nucleotides. It is a transcript of the gene SPPL2A, whose product is annotated as signal peptide peptidase like 2A. The record is from RefSeq and is a predicted model, not a curated record. NCBI's taxonomy places the organism in Eukaryota, Metazoa, Chordata, Mammalia, Carnivora, Felidae. Bases 184 to 1758 code for a protein of 524 amino acids. The transcript is spliced from 15 exons. Gene Ontology annotation, biological process: membrane protein proteolysis. Gene Ontology annotation, molecular function: aspartic endopeptidase activity, intramembrane cleaving. Gene Ontology annotation, cellular component: lysosomal membrane; lumenal side of endoplasmic reticulum membrane; cytoplasmic side of endoplasmic reticulum membrane.